Lottia gigantea (owl limpet) is the source of this 1302-nucleotide messenger RNA. RefSeq lists its product as hypothetical. The record is from RefSeq and is a predicted model, not a curated record. Bases 10 to 1230 code for a protein of 406 amino acids. The transcript is spliced from 14 exons. Lineage: Eukaryota; Metazoa; Mollusca; Gastropoda; Lottiidae. Gene Ontology annotation, molecular function: phosphatidylinositol binding. Gene Ontology annotation, cellular component: endosome.
UCUGCAGCCAUGAUGGACGGAAUCGAUGACAGUCCUGACCUCUUAGCCGAGGACAAUGUUAAGAGUCGAUCAGAUACAGUUGACCUGACAGAUACAUCAUUAGUUGUAGAUAUAUCAGAUGCUUUGAGUGAACGAGAUAAGGUUAAAUUUACAGUGCAUACUAAGACCACUUUAUUGCAAAGAUUUAAACAAGCUGAAUUCUCAGUAGUGAGACAACAUGAAGAAUUUAUAUGGUUACAUGAUAGAUAUGUUGAAAAUGAAGAAUAUGCCGGUAUCAUUAUCCCUCCUGCUCCCCCAAAGCCAGAUUUUGAUGCUUCAAGAGAGAAGCUACAAAGACUUGGUGAAGGAGAGGGGACAAUGACACGGGAAGAAUUUGUUAAAAUGAAACAAGAGUUAGAAGCAGAAUAUUUAGCCACAUUCAAGAAAACUGUAGCUAUGCAUGAGGUGUUUUUACAAAGACUUGCAGCACAUCCUGUUUUAAAAACUGAUGUUAAUUUUGAAGUUUUCUUAGAGUUUGAUUCAGAUUUAAGUGUACGUGGUAAAAACAAGAAGGAAAAAAUUGGUGGAUUUUUCAGAAAUAUUGGUAAAACAGCUGAUGAGGCACUUUUAUCACAACAUAAGGAUGUUGAUGAGUUUUUUGAAAAUGAAAAACAGUUUUUAGUUGAAUAUCAUAAUAAAAUUAAAGAUAGUACAGGGAAAGCUGAUAGAAUGACCAGAGUUCAUAAAAAUGUAGCAGAUACCUAUAUACAAAUAUCCUCAGCUUUAGUACAACUAGCAACAUUAGAAAAUACAGAAUUAGACAAAAUAUUUACUAAGGUAGCAGAGGCAUUAGAAAAGGCUAGGAAAUUAGAAGGUCGUGUAGCUACAGAUGAAGAUUUAAAAUUAAGUGAUACAUUAAGGUAUUAUAUGAGAGAUUCUGCUGCUGGUAAAGAUUUAUUAUAUAGAAGAGCUCGAUCUUUAGCUGAUUAUGAAAAUGCAAAUAAAGCUUUAGAAAAAGCCCGCACAAAAAACAAAGAGGUUCAACAGGCUGAGAGAGUACAACAAACCUGCUGCGAGAAAUUUGAGAAGAUUUCAGAAACGGCUAAAAAAGAAUUAACAGAAUUUAAAACUAGGCGAAUUGCUUAUUUUAAAAAGAAUCUUGUAGAAAUUACAGAGUUAGAACUAAAACAUGCCAAUGCUCAGAUUCAAUUACUGAAGAAUUGCAUAGGUGCAUUAAAGAAAGAAUCCUAGAGAAAUAUUGGUAGGGUCGUGCCUUUCAUAUCAUCUGAACACAUUUUGUUGAAAAGCUGUUUUUGUUUGUAU